Molecule: messenger RNA, 1942 nt
Organism: Parasteatoda tepidariorum (common house spider)
Lineage: Eukaryota; Metazoa; Arthropoda; Arachnida; Araneae; Theridiidae
Product: major facilitator superfamily domain-containing protein 6
Cellular component (GO): membrane
Source: RefSeq, a predicted model, not a curated record
AUAAAGUUUUUAUCAACUGUGGUAUAUGUAAGUUUCUAUUCUUCAGUAUUAUCUUUUAAGACAAAGUAGUCGAAUUCGUGAAUGGGGAAAAGAAAAAGCAGUUUUAAUUUAUAACAACGUUUACACUCGUAUUUUUCGAAACAGAAGUAGUUAUUAAAGAAGAGCAGAAAGAUUUGGAUUUUAUUGGUGUGCAUUAUCAAAGAUAGUUCAAAUUUAAAAUGAUUGAAAAUAAAGAGAUGAGCAUAGGAUCGAUUGCAGCCGCGGGUGAUUCCAAAAAAGAAUCCACAAAAAAAUCCUUUUUCCACAUAGACAGAGAGAUGAUCCGGUUUAAGGCCCAUUUCUUCUUAUCCAUAGGUGCUAUGGGUGUAGCUCUACCGUAUUUACCAAUCGUUGCCAGGAACAGGAUCGGUCUUUCUGCAACGUCAUUGGCCGCUGUUCUAACCACUCAGCAGCUACUCGCCGUCAUCACGAAGCCAGUCAUUGGAUACGUAGCUGAUUACUUCAACAAACUGAAACUGAUUAUAAUAACACUUCUGACAGUACAAGCUAUAGCCCUUUUUCUCGUCAUUGCUGUUCCCCCAAUCCACAAGUCAACAACAAUUGAUUUCGGGGGGGAUGAAUUCACAAUGAUCAUCGCAAGGCCCUCACUGAAUGUAGAAUUUAUCUGCGUCAGCAGUGCUAACGCAACUGCGCUUUGCUUUAAGAACAAAAAUAGUCCUGAAGUCUAUGGAACAGAAUUAAAUUGCAGUUGCUCAGUAGCCACGCCUGUGCCAUUGGAAAAUGUCACCGAUACCCACGAGCGUUGGGGCACGUUGAAAUCCGUCCCGUUAGAUCAGGGUGAAACGUUUCCUUGCAUGAUCUCCAGGAACAACAAUGGUGAAGGAGUCAGCGAUUUUGCAACUCUCGAAUUUUGGAUGUUUGCUAUAACGACGACAUUGAUGAGCACGUGCGUCAGUUCCGUUUUCACCCUCGGUGAUACGGCGUGUUUUGAGACGGUGGAAAAAGUGAAAGGCGAUUUCGGAAGGCAGAGAAUGUUCGGGGCAGUCGGAUGGGGAACAAUGUCAGCCAUAGGUGGACUCCUGAUUGACUUGACUCACGAUUACGUCGCGGCUUGGGUGCUGAUGGCAGUUUUGAAAAUAAUAACUAUUUGGAACAUUUCGCAGUUAGAUCUGGUGAAACCUCAUUUCUCGCAGAAUCUCUUAAAAGACGUCGGCAAAGUUCUCAAGUCAUUGGAGUUCGUCGCUUUUGAAUGGGGAGUUUUUUUCAACGGAUUGGGGGCUGGCAUCAUGUGGUUCUAUUUAUUGUGGUUCCUGGCUGGUCUUGGAGCCAACACGUUUCUUUGUGGACUAGUGAAUUACGUCCAAUGCUUCCUGGGUGAGAUACCAUUUAUGUACUUCUCCGGCUGGUUUAUACAGAAACUGGGACAUUUCAACCUCAUCACCCUAUCCCUGCUUUCUUAUGCUUUGCGUUUCCUGUGGUACAGCUACCUCUAUAAUCCUUGGCUAGUCCUUCCCAUGGAGAUAGCACACGCUUUCACUUAUGGUACCUUUUAUCCUACUGUGGCAUCCUAUGGAAAGAAGAGUGCGAAGCCGGGUACUGAAGCAACUACCCAGUCUAUUCUUUUUACCACCCAUGAAGGCCUAGGUGCUGGUCUUGGCUGCAUUUUGGCUGGUAUUGGCUUUGAUCUGGUUGGAAGUCACCAAACAUUCUUCUAUGUCAGUCUCAUGGGUUUUUGUGCCGCCAUCUUUAAUGCUGUGAAUACAUACCUACUCAAUAGACGUAGCAGCGAAGUUCUUACUCUUUCGCAAGUCAACGUCAUAACUCCUGAAUAGUGAACUUUUAGAAGAAGAAUCAUUUCGCCAACUUGAUGUUGUAACUUCUCUGAAAACAUCUGCUGUACAGUCUACACUUAUUGAAACAAAAUAAAAAACAACUUCCUUAA